UUCGAAUAUGAAUAUGAAGUAAAUAAUUUUUUAUUCAAGGUAAAAAUAAUUUAUUUUCAUGCCACGUCACAAAAUCACAUCUCAUCACAGUUUUUGUUAGCCAUGCUCGUUAUCACAAAUAAAACAAACUUUUUUUUUUUUUGAAAAGUGGCAACUUUCCUUCCAUCCAAGCAAGCAAAUAAAAGAGUUCAUUACAAGAGUUGAGCAAUAAUAUGAAAAAUUGUAAUCCAAUCUACAGGUAAUGAUUCCAAUCUAGCUUGACAAGCAACCCAAUCCGCCAACAUGUUCAGCCGCCUUGGGACGAACUCAAUGUGAAUCCAAGGCGAUGAGAAUAAGAUGGAAGCCAUACGCGCAAGGAAAGCUUGACAAAGCCAAGGUCAGGAAUGCAGAUCCUGAUGCAAUGCAAGAGUCAGCACUUGACAAUCUGAACGACUGCAGGUAGGGACUGGAUCUUGCGUUGCAAGCAAGAUAGCAUUAAGGAGCCCAAAAGCCUCAGCUUGAAUCAGAUGAGAAAAAAAGAAAGACUCAGCCUUGUCAUCGUACACUUGACCUUGAGAAUUAGCAAUAGUAAUCCCAUAAGCUGUCGGGAGGGAUUCCGAGACAAACGAGUCGUCGCAAUGGAUCACUCUGGAAGUAGGCGGUGGUCCAAUGUUGUGAUGGGAACCCCUCGGCCGAGAAGAUAAAAGAGCAUGUCGACAAACUAAUGGUUGUAUAUGUCCGACAUAUUGAAAGUUUGGACUAUUUUAUGGUAUUUCAAACAAUUUUGGCUAUUUUUGUCCACUAACUUGAAAGAUGGUGCUGUUUUUGGGGUUUACCUUACAAAUUUGAUAGAAUUUUAGAAGUUUAAGAUAUGUCGUGUUAACUAGAGUUGAAAGUUCUGUUUAUACUAUGAUCUUGUUUGCUUUUCGAUAGAGAUGCUAAAAUGUCGUCUCGAACCGAUUUUAAACAAGAAAAAACCAAUCACAUACCCAACUUGUCCUAGACUCCCAGGCCCAGCCCAUCACCUCAUGAGGCCUUAGUGCUCAGGCCAGUACCCAACCGUUCCUCUCCUUCCUAUCGUUCUUCGACGCACCUCUGUCCCUCCCUCACCGCCGUCGCCAUCUCUCAUCCGCCUCCCUGAGGAACACCGCCGUCAGCAAUUCAUUUACGGGCAACAGGUUACCCCCUUCCCUCUUCUUAUUCUCUCUCUCUCUCUCUCUUUCUCUCGUAGGAUGAGUGUAUUCUUUGUUGGAAGAAUUGAUUUUUUUCUAAGGAAUCAGAAAUAUCACGAUAGGGAAGUUGUGAAAUGUUACCGACUGCGCGAUCUUCAAGCGAGAAGCAUUGAGCUUUCUAGUUCAAUUAGCCACGCUCGGUUUUCGCGUCUGAAAUUGGCUUCCAAGACUGUUAAUAUCUUAGGCUUAUCAUCCUCUGUGAAUGCUGAUGGUUUCUGGUUUGCUGCCCAGUUAAAAAGCGCUUUCGAGCCGCAAAUGAACGUUUUUUUGUUUUCCCUUCAAUGGUGCUGUGGUUGCACAUCACAUAUCCACUGUGUUUCUUCAAUUUUUUCGUCUUCCUUUCAGGGUUUAUUUGCUCGAGCAAUAGCUUGAGAGAUGGAAUCUUUUUAGGUUCCCGGGAAAGUUGUAGGCUGCAAUAGAGAAAGCUUUUGGCGGAUAUGAGUUUGAUUGUGAGAUUAAGGCAUCACCUGGCAAAUGGGUUGUGUGCAAAAUCACACCUUCCUGCUUUGAAUCGAGCAAGCAUCAACGGUGUAUUGCCACGGAGCUUUGCUCAAGCUGCUAGGAAAGAAGAGGAAGAAGUAGAAAUCGAUCAAAGGAGGCUCCCAGCUGACUAUGAUCCUGCCACUUUUGACCCCACGGAGCACCGUAGCCCACCCACCGAGCGUGUGUUCAGGCUCGUCGAUGAAAUUGCCUCGCUGACAUUGGCAGAAGUCGCGGAGCUGGGUUCGAUUAUAAUGAAAAGGAAAGGAAUGAAAGAAUCACCGACCGUGGGAGUGAUAAAGGGUGGAGCAGCGGCUGGACUUGCUGGGAUGGGAAUGAAGGGGUCAACUGGAGCAGCUGCCAAGGAGGAAAAGAAACCAGAGAAAACGGUUUUCGAAUUGAAAUUGGAAUCGUAUGAAGCUGCUUCUAAGAUUAAGAUAAUCAAGGAGGUGAGGAGUUUUACUGAUCUGGGUCUUAAGGAAGCCAAGGAUUUGGUGGAGAAGACGCCAGCAGUGUUGAAGGCAGGUGUGUCGAAGGAAGAUGCCGAGAAGAUAAUCGAGAAGAUGAAAGCUAUUGGUGCCAAAGUUGUGAUGGAAUGAACAGCCUAUAGCCCCAUUGAGGGAACAGGUAUACAACUUCCUCUCCUGAGAGCUUAUUUUCCUUCUUCCAAUCUUGUAGCUUCUUUAGCUGAUAUGGUGCGUUGCAAACUUCUGUUUGUAGAACAGUGUUGAACUUAGACCAGUAAUGUGUAGGAGGGAAAUGUUUCAAUGAUUUGAAGGCGCCCACUGUUAGUUAUUCAUUUCGCACUGCCAUAUUUUGUAGGCUUGAAGGAUGUUUUUGGUAUGUUUUUAUUUCUCGUGAUUUGACACGGAUUCAGUAAUAAGAAGGGUUACUACUAGCGGCUUAUUGCCAACACUGCUACAGAGCCUUUUCGCCAAACCACAUUGAACAUGCUCAUAUUGACCUUCAAUGGAAAUUUCAUUUGCCAAGGUAGAACAUAGACCUGGAAACUGGAGAAUUUUGGGAUCUUUGGUUGCUCCAAUACGCUGUUGGUACAGAAUUUAGUUUCAGGCAAACCGUGGUUUCUGUUGUUUGGGCUGAACUAGAAUCUUAUUUGAAUAUUUAGUUUUGCUUGGCCAUUUUCUUCUUCAAAGACUCCCCUCUCUCUCUCUCUCUGAAACCUCUCCAGGCAGCAGCCCAUUUUCCCCCUCCGUCUGCUCUGUUUGAUUUCGUUGUUCCUUCAAUGUUCCUUUUGUUAGUGAGAUUUCUACAGAACCUCACUCAAAGAUGGUGUUUUCCUUGCAUCUUUUUCCAGAUUUUUAUGGAGUUUGUGUGUGGGUAGUAGUCUUGGUAAAUAGACAUAGUUAUUGAUCUUGCUCUCUACUUUGCAUUCUCCUCCAGCAUUUUCUUCAUCGCUGCUCUUUGUUCCGUCCAUAUGAGUUGUUGUUCGGAGAAGAUACAUCCAUGAAUGCUUUGAGGAUUCAGAACGUCUGAGCUUGGAAGCAGGAUUCCCACCUAUCUUGUUGCUCAUUGCCCUUCUUUCUCUCCGUUGACAACAGAAGUUACUAAGGAAAGAAUUUACUCAAACCUUAAGCUUCAUGCUACAUAGUACACUAUACAUAGUGUUCGAUGAACUUCGAACAACACACAUUCGAUCCCAUGGCCAUGACACAGACGCGUAGUAAUAUGUACAUAUAAGGAAACUAUUGCCGUGGUUAUCCUUAACACAUAACUGCGACUUGUCUCGCAGAUUUAUUUCACCGACGCAAAGGCACGUAUGCUUAGCUAUAGCUAUUGAAAUGGGAGAAAAAGCAUCGACCCAAAGACUAUUAUUUCUUAGUACUAGCAGCAGCCUGCUGGUCAUGGAUGCUCUUUCAACCUCUCCCAAAGCGUGUAGCCUAAUGAUGCUCAUCGGUCACCAACGGAACAGUCUUCAUCUGGAAAGAACAGGCAAACCAUUAGACGGCCAAAUUCUUGGUUAAAUAAAAUUACGUUCAUUUG
This is a messenger RNA of Linum trigynum, 3692 nucleotides long. NCBI's taxonomy places the organism in Eukaryota, Viridiplantae, Streptophyta, Magnoliopsida, Malpighiales, Linaceae. The record is from the annotation of a GenBank genome assembly.